GAUAUUAAGAAAAAAUUGAUGUGAGCAAGAGUAGAGUAGGUGUGUGGUGAGCAACAAAACAAGUCUCUUCAUCUUCUUGUUCAAUGGCUUCACUCUGCUUCUCUCCAUCGGUUCUCAGUUGUAUGAUAAAACCUCCGAUUACUGGAUUUCGGAAGCAAAGAUUGAGCCUUUUUGUAUGUCGAGCAGCCUCCCUCCCGUUUCGUGAUCUUGAUGCAGACGAUUUUAGACAUCCUCUUGACAGACAGAAUACGUUGCUUUUGAGAGCCAUACCUGGUCUCAAAGACAUUGGAAAAGCCUUACUAGGGACUGUUUCAGAGCAGAUUAUGCUUCUGGAAAACAUAGGGACGUCAGUUCUUGUUUCCGAAGAUCAGCUACCUGAACUUCAUUACUUAAUGGUUGAGGCUUCUAGAAUACUCAAUAUUGAGGCUCCUGACUUGUAUAUACGUCAAAGUCCUGUACCCAAUGCAUAUACCCUGGCUGUCAGUGGUAAAAAGCCUUUUGUAGUAGUUCAUACAAGCCUUGUGGAGCUGCUCAGUCGAAACGAAUUGCAGGCUGUCUUGGCUCAUGAGUUAGGUCAUCUGAAAUGUGAUCAUGGUGUGUGGUUGACAUUUGCUAAUGUUCUCACUCUUGGGGCCUACACUGUUCCUGGUGUUGGCAGUUUGAUUGCUCAAAGACUAGAAGAACAGCUCUUACGCUGGCUUCGAGCAGCGGAACUCACCUGUGAUCGUGCAGCUCUUCUUGUUGCUCAAGAUCCAAAGGUGGUUGUUUCAGUACUAAUGAAAUUAGCUGGCGGCUGCCCAUCUCUAUCGGACCAACUGAAUGUGGAUGCGUUCUUAGAGCAAGCUCGCUCUUAUGACAAAGCAUCAUCAAGCCCAGUCGGAUGGUAUAUUAGAAAUGCUCAAACAAGGCAACUUUCACAUCCACUCCCUGUUUUACGUGCACGCGAGAUUGAUGAAUGGUCAAGAAGUCAAGAGUAUAGGUCACUUCUUCAGCGUGCAAUACAGGUGAAUCCUGUGCAAAAAGUUUAGCGCUUCAUGAGAAUGAACAUUGGAGCUGAAUACAUGUAAAUAUACAGGUACUAUCUAUUCUUCUUAAAAUCUCAGAUUGGAUUCAGUGAGUUGUUAGUAAAGGCUGGAGGAGCCUCUACUUUGGCUAGGCAUGUGGAUAUAAACCAGGAAAAAGUGCCUCUUGUGAAAGGUUUACAGUAAAUCUAGAGUGGUUCAGUAGAAUCACAACUUACAACUAUCAGCUUGAACAUUAUGUAUAUGUAUAUAUAUGUGUGAAAAUCAAGUACUUAGUAUGUGUUAAGAUAAAUGUAUAUUUCACUCCACACUCUCAUAUCAAACAUAGUGUAUUCUAAAUCUUCCAAGUCUGCAUUGUUUUAGAA
Molecule: messenger RNA, 1387 nt
Organism: Solanum pennellii
Lineage: Eukaryota; Viridiplantae; Streptophyta; Magnoliopsida; Solanales; Solanaceae
Product: protease HtpX homolog
Exons: 9
Coding region: 84-1028 (314 amino acids)
Biological process (GO): CAAX-box protein processing
Cellular component (GO): endoplasmic reticulum membrane
Molecular function (GO): metalloendopeptidase activity
Source: RefSeq, a predicted model, not a curated record